AUCAAAACAAACGGACACGCCCCCUGACCAGCGUGCUUCUCAUGUUUACAUGCGAAAAUACAUAAGCCAAAAUUUGAUUUUUAACUUAUGACUGUUUAUGAACUAGCGUUGGCAUUUUAGUUUAAAAUACCAAAAGAGCGACCGAUUUAAAAAUGUCAGUAGGCUUUAGUGAUUUGAAUUUGCGACCGGCAAAUAAAGCGGACGUGCGAUCCCUGUGCUUGGCCGCACUUGAAGCUGGAUUUAAAACAGUCGCUGUGAACACAGAGGUGGACGCAAAUGUAUUUGCCAAAAAAGGCAAAAAAGGGGAAACUGAUGGAAGUAAAAUCAUUCCUGAACCUCUGGAUCUUGAUAUCCUUAAAAAGGAACUGGAUGGUCGGCUGCAAAUCCUCCAGAGACUCACAGUGCAAAUUGCUGAUUCAUUACAGGCACACAAAUUGUUCCAGAGCAACGCUGUCAUGAAAUAUGACAUCUUAGCAGUUCAGCCGUUAAAUCCUCAAGCGUUUCAACACGCCUGUGCCUCCAUGGAUGUGGACAUCGUUAGCUUUGAUGCAACAGACUGUGCCCCACUGAAGGCGGCUCGAAAGGUUGUGCGUCAGGCAAGAGAACGAGGGGUCUAUUUUGAGGCGCAAUACUGGCCUUUAGUGUCCUCGUCAGCGACUAGGAGAAACACAAUAGCAAUUAUGCAUUCUCUUCAUGCUGUAGGCCGAGGACGUGCCCUCGUCGUACUCACUUCUGGGGCAGCUGCACCAAACCACCUGCGUUCACCUUACGACGUGGCUAAUUUGGCACUUUUGCUAGGAUUGUCUGAGGAGUCUGCUAAAAAUUGCAUGAGACAUGCAACGAGAAAUGUUCUUCUUAACGCCCAAGCGAGGAGAAUGGGCAAAGGAAUGGUGUUUGGCCAAGUGACCAGACCGGUCAAUGAUAAAAUUGUCGAGGAGAACGGAAUUCCUCCAACAAAAAGGAGAAAAAAGGAUUCAAGCGCAAGUCAACAGGUAUCAGCAGCUGGCUGACAAGCUCAUUUUUACCAAGGUAAAAUAUGUUGUGAAAUUUCUGAGUUCUGAAAAUCUCGCCUUGUAAUAAUAAAAUUAAUUAUUAACAUCUUUCUUUAAUAAAUUUCAUAAAACCUA
This is a messenger RNA of Neocloeon triangulifer, 1127 nucleotides long. It is a transcript of the gene Rpp30, whose product is annotated as ribonuclease P protein subunit p30. Bases 153 to 1010 code for a protein of 285 amino acids. The transcript is spliced from 7 exons. Gene Ontology annotation, molecular function: RNA binding. The record is from RefSeq and is a predicted model, not a curated record. Gene Ontology annotation, cellular component: nucleolar ribonuclease P complex. Lineage: Eukaryota; Metazoa; Arthropoda; Insecta; Ephemeroptera; Baetidae. Gene Ontology annotation, biological process: tRNA processing.